Messenger RNA from Phacochoerus africanus (Common warthog), 2914 nucleotides. It is a transcript of the gene ARHGAP1, whose product is annotated as Rho GTPase activating protein 1. Gene Ontology annotation, biological process: small GTPase-mediated signal transduction; negative regulation of endocytic recycling. Gene Ontology annotation, cellular component: cytoplasm. Gene Ontology annotation, molecular function: GTPase activator activity. The coding region runs from base 201 to 1520 and encodes 439 amino acids. The record is from RefSeq and is a predicted model, not a curated record. The transcript has 13 exons. Lineage: Eukaryota; Metazoa; Chordata; Mammalia; Artiodactyla; Suidae.
UGGACCGGGCAGCGGGUCGGAAGUGGGUUGGAGGUGUGGCGGAAGUGGUUGGGAGUGAAGAGACAGGGAGGGGGCGGUUCCCGUUCCACCUCGGAGCCGGAUGUUUGCCGAUCUUUGACAGGCGUGGCAGAGGGAGCGGUACCCGACCACGGGUUCUCUUCAGAUUUUGUGGCGUGAAGCUGUAGGGGUCAGGCUUGGCCAUGGACCCACUCUCAGAGCUGCAGGACGACCUGACCGUGGAUGACACCAGCCAGGCCCUGAACCAGCUGAAGCUAGCCUCCAUUGACGAGAAGAACUGGCCCUCAGAUGAAAUGCCCGACUUUCCCAAAUCAGAUGACUCCAAAAGCAGCUCCCCGGAACCUGUCACGCACCUGAAGUGGGAUGACCCGUAUUACGACAUCGCCCGGCACCAGAUUGUGGAGGUGGCAGGAGAUGACAAAUAUGGGCGGAAGAUCAUUGUGUUUAGUGCCUGCCGAAUGCCCCCAAGUCACCAGCUGGACCACAGCAAGCUCCUGGGGUACCUGAAGCACACCCUGGACCAGUACGUGGAGAGUGACUACACGCUGCUCUACCUGCACCAUGGCCUGACCAGCGACAACAAGCCCUCCCUCAGCUGGCUCCGGGACGCCUACCGGGAAUUUGACCGCAAGUACAAGAAGAACAUCAAGGCUCUGUACAUCGUGCACCCCACCAUGUUCAUCAAGACCCUGCUCAUCCUCUUUAAGCCCAUCAUUAGCUUCAAGUUUGGGCAGAAGAUCUUCUAUGUGAAUUAUCUGAGUGAGCUGAGCGAGCACGUGAAGCUUGAGCAACUGGGGAUCCCUCGCCAAGUUCUCAAGUAUGAUGACUUCCUCAAAUCCACACAGAAGAGCCCUGCGACAGCCCCCAAGCCCAUGCCACCACGGCCCCCUCUGCCCAACCAGCAGUUCGGGGUCUCCUUGCAGCACCUCCGGGAGAAGAACCCAGACCAGGAGCCCAUUCCACUUGUGCUGCGGGAGACUGUUGCCUACCUGCAGGCCCACGCUCUCACCACCGAGGGGAUUUUCCGGAGGUCAGCCAACACUCAAGUUGUACGGGAAGUGCAGCAGAAGUACAACAUGGGGCUGCCUGUGGACUUUGACCAAUACAAUGAGUUGCACCUGCCAGCAGUCAUUCUCAAGACCUUCCUCCGGGAGCUUCCUGAGCCUCUGCUCACCUUUGACCUCUACUCCCACGUUGUGGGCUUCCUCAGCAUUGAUGAGAGCCAGAGAGUGCAGGCGACACUGCAGGUCUUCCAGACACUGCCUGAGGAGAACUACCUGGUGCUGCGUUUCCUCACUGCCUUCCUGGUGCAGAUUUCUGCCCUCUGUGACCAGAACAAGAUGACCAACACUAAUCUGGCUGUCGUCUUCGGCCCUAACCUGCUGUGGGCCAAGGAUGCUGCCAUCACCCUCAAGGCCAUCAAUCCCAUCAACACCUUCACCAAGUUCCUCCUGGAUCAUCAAGGGGAGUUGUUUCCUAGCCCUGACUCCAAGGGGCUCUGAUCGCCCCAGUUUGGACUCUUCCUCCUGGCUUCAGCGGUACAGGAGCCUGGGGCUCCCCCAGAGAUAGAAGCUGGAGUCAGCCAGCCAGACAGCUCCUACUCCCCAUCCUGUCUGGCCCCCUCACUGGCCCUGGAGGCCUCGCUGUAACCACAAGACGUUUUUCUUCGCCUUAUACUUCUCACUGCCUCCUUGAACCCCCGACUCCUGCCGGGUUCCGCGGAGCUGGCUUGGCUCUUCAGGCGGGAGGACUGGCCCCAGCAGCCGCUUACCUGCCUUCUCCUGCCUCUUUCCUUGGCAACUGGAGAUGCCAAAAUCACUGCCGGCUGGGCUGGUCCUCCCCUUCCUGAUUCUGGGAAAUGAAAGGCUGAGCUGGCUUGGGCUGGCCCGGCUGAGGCUCCUCUCUGUCUGGGUGAAGGCCUGGUUGCAGGCACUCUGCUCCUGUCCUACCCCCGGUGGCUCAGCCUUUGGUACUUCUGCAGCUAGUGGACAACAGGCUGGAGUCAGCUUCCCAUGUCUGCCUUCUCUUCCUGGGUCAGCCUUUCCCAAGUGGUACUGCUCCCAGGGUGUCCUAACCCCCUGUUCUGCAAGGACUGGCAGCUUGGAUGAUGGGGCUGAGUCCCAGCAUCCAUUCGAAAUAGACACCGCACUCCCACCCCUGCCAGCCCCCUAAGUGUGGUCAGACCAGUGACAAGCAGUCCCUGCCCUGCCCCCAAGCAUUACCUCCCUUCCCCGUGACUUGGACAGAUCCUUAGCCAUGUCAGUUGUGGAGUCACACAGGUCCCUGCUCUGGCCUGGGGUGACUCAGUGCCUCAGGAUCUGUGGUGGCUCCUUAGUCCAGUUGUGAACCCCUGGAGGGACUGGGCAGAGACUCUGCUAGUUAGAUCAGCCUCUGCUGGUAAGUUCUAGCAACUUCUUCCUGACUCUGAUGAUGAUGGAUAGCCCUCUUUCCAGCUGUGUCCCUUCCUGGUGAACCCCAUUGCCACAGAGCCUGUACCAUGGGGGUCCUCACUGACCAGCCCUGCCCCAUUUGUGAACCAGGUGUGGCCUGGGCCUUGACCUCACUGGGCUCUCUCCCCAGGGCACUAGCAUGUCAGGAUUCUGGGGCCUGGCAUGGCUGCUGGUUCCCCGUCAGUCCCUGUGUCUCCAGUCCAGGCCCGGGCUUCUGCUUUCUGCCUUCCUUGGUAUAUCAGGUGUCACUCACAACCCCACUUACUGGGGAGCCUCGUGGAUCUAUUUGGUCUCUCCGCCUCUCCCCCCACUGGUCUUUACCCCGGGGUAGGGGGCUCAUACUGUGAAUCAAGUGUUCACAUUCACACUUAGUGACUUCCUUGGCACCAAUCAUGUAUUUCACCUUUGCACUUUUUAUAUUUCAAUAAAAAAGGAGUUCAAAACUA